Molecule: messenger RNA, 3509 nt
Organism: Hypomesus transpacificus
Lineage: Eukaryota; Metazoa; Chordata; Actinopteri; Osmeriformes; Osmeridae
Gene: mmp14a
Product: matrix metallopeptidase 14a (membrane-inserted)
Exons: 10
Coding region: 411-2111 (566 amino acids)
Biological process (GO): zymogen activation; collagen catabolic process; skeletal system development
Cellular component (GO): extracellular matrix
Molecular function (GO): zinc ion binding; metalloendopeptidase activity
Source: RefSeq, a predicted model, not a curated record
ACUUAUUUUUGCCUCGCCUACUCUCCAGCCAACUCCACUAGCGCUGAAGAUUGACCACGUCCACAAGAUAGCCUACUGAUGUCAAAAUAGUGAAGACAGGGAAGCGCUGGAGGUGACAAAGGAGAAAUAUGAGCUGAGAUUUAACGGUUUUUGGACAUUGAACAUAUGAACACUGUAGAUUGAGUCCCUGUUUAUUUGUGUUGCAGGCUAUCACAAAGGAUUUGUUGCGCAUAAAAGAAACUGCAAAAAGAGGCACUGAGGACAAAUACCAAAGUUCCAAGCAAACUAUUUUGCGUUUUAUAGUAUCCUAAAGGAUUAACUGCAUUUUUCUUGAAUGUUGUGACCAGAACGACUGGAAGCCACAAUAAUACGUUUUGUAGUGUUUCUGUGGUUAAUUUUAAGAUUGAGGAAUGUUACCCCGGCUUGAAAAGUUGAUCCAGCUACUAUCGCUGGCCUGCUAUCUGUUUUUUGGUGCUGUCUCAUCGGAAAAAGAAAUCAGAGCUGAGGCUUGGUUACAGCAGUAUGGCUACCUGCCUCCGGGGGACGUUCGGGCCCAGGCCAUCCGCUCCCCAAAGUCUAUCAUCACGGCCAUCUCUGCCAUGCAGCGCUUCUAUGGCCUCACUGUCACCGGGUCCAUAGACACAAACACUCUACAGGCGAUGAGUCGGCCACGCUGCGGCGUUCCAGACAAGUUUGGACCGGAGCUGAAGAGCAACCUGAGGAGGAAGCGCUACGUCGUCCAGGGGCUGAAGUGGGAAAAAAACGAGGUCACCUUCAGCAUACAGAACUACUCCCCCAAGGUAGGCGAGCAGGCCACUUUCAAGGCCAUCCGCAGGGCCUUCAAGGUGUGGGAGAGCGAAAUCCCUCUGACCUUCAGGGAGAUCCCCUACAGCCACAUCAGGGACAAGGUCGACAAGUUCGCAGACAUCAUGCUCUCCUUCGCCGAGGGUUUCCACGGCGACAGCACCCCCUUCGACGGCGAGGGCGGCUUCCUGGCCCACGCGUAUUUCCCGGGGCAGGGCAUAGGGGGCGACACGCACUUCGACCUGGCUGAGCCGUGGACCACCGGCACUGUCGACCAGGGGGGUAAUGAUGUGUUCCUGGUGGCGGUCCAUGAGCUGGGCCACGCCCUGGGCCUGGAACAUUCUAACAACCCCUCGGCCAUCAUGGCCCCUUUCUACCAGUGGAUGGAAACGGAGAACUUCCAGCUCCCGGACGAUGACCGCAGAGGGAUCCAGGCCAUCUAUGGGACAAAGUCUGGGGCCCCCCCGCCUCCCCCCCGGCCCACCAGGCCCUCCAAACCCGACACCCCCACCCAAGGCCCAGACGUCUGUGAGGGCCACUUUGAUACCAUCGCAAUCCUCAGGGGAGAGAUGUUUGUCUUCAAGGAUAAGUGGCUGUGGCGUGUGCGUAAUAACAAAGUGCUGCAGGGUUACCCCAUGCCCAUCGGACACUUCUGGAAGGGACUGCCCUCCAACAUCAACGCUGCCUACGAGAGGGAUGAUGGGAAAUUUGUCUUCUUCAAGGGUGAUAAGUACUGGGUGUUUAGUGAGUCGGCCAUGGAGAAGGACUCUCCUAAGAGUCUGAAGGAGCUUGGUACUGGGCUGCCCAAAGACAGGCUGGACGCUGCUCUCUUCUACACUCCCACGGGACAAACCUACUUCUUCAGAGGAACAAAGUACUACCGCUUCGACGAGAAAACUCGCACCGUGGACGCCGAGUACCCCAAACCCAUCAGUGUGUGGAAGGGUGCUCCGGAUAACAUCAAGGCUGCCAUCAUGAGCGAAGAUGGAUCCUACACCUACUUCUACAAAGCCAACAAAUACUGGAAGUUCAACAACCAAUACGUGAAGGUGGAGUCUGGCUACCCCAAAUCUGUCCUCAGCGAAUGGAUGGGCUGCGAGGGGGAGGAGCCUAUGGGCAGAGACGGGGAAGUGAUCAUCAUCGAAGUGGAGGGAGAAGAGGGCGGGGCAGCCGCAGCGGCUGUGGUGAUCCCUCUGCUCCUAUUGGUGUUCGUGGUCCUCACUCUGGGGGCGUUGUUGUUCUUCAGGAAGUACGGCACACCGAGACGCCUCCUGUACUGCCAGAGAUCCCUACUGGACAAGGUGUAGGCGUACAGCACACGCACUCACAGACAGAUGGACACAGAGGGAGGUAGAGAGCACUUAAUGAAGAGCGAAAAGGAAGGAGGGAGGGAGCGAGGGAGGGAUGAAGGAAAGAUGGGAGAAAUGGAGAAGGAGAAAGAAAGGGUGCUUGAAGUUGGAGUUGUGGUGGUUGGCUGUAGAUGCCACCAGGAGAGAGUGAGAGAGAGAACGGGAUGACAAGAAACUGAAUCAGGAAAGACUCAUGUGUAUUUAGUAUGUUAGCUUUUUACAUGUACUGCUCUGUGUUCUGACUGAUGGAACAGAUCCCCUCUACGCAAACACACACACAAAAACAAUAAAUCCACCAAAAUGGCUCUUUCAUUCCCUCCUUCCCUCCCUCCUCUCUCCUCCUUCCUCAGCUAACUCACCUCCUGUACUUGACGAAUCCAGCUGAACUGCUGUCUGAUUAGAACUUUGAUUCCUUUUUGUUCCUCCUCCAAAGCAUAGCUCUCUUUCCCCACCUUGUUCUCGCCCUUCUGCCCCUGAGACGACUACGUCUCCAUGGAGCCCGUAACCCUUAACAGAAGUGUGGUACACCAGUAUAGCUCCGUCAGAUUACGGUUGGGGGUGUGAUGGGGUUGCGUAGACAGUCAUACACCCUGUUUUCCAGGGUUACUGUCAGACGGGCACAGGUCACAAUCAAGAUGGCCGCCGGUGAUAUAUAGUCUAAUAUCCUUAAAAAAAAAGGUCUGUUAUCCUCCUUAGUGAGUUUCUCUGUACACAGCUCACCACGUGUCUUUCAUCUCUCAGGCCCUUGGUGUGAGGUCUCGUCUUAAAACGAGCAGUCGGAGUAGUGGUUGGAAGGAUGAAAUUAUCUUCCAACUGUCAGACCAAGACAGUUAAUUAAAUGUUCAGAGCAGAGCUGCUUGUCCAAAUGUUUGAUUUCCUGGUACCAUUUUUCAACCAAACACAGUUGUCUUAUCGUGUUUUGUUUUUGUAAUAUUUUAUUAUCGUCGUUAUCAAUGUUGUUGUUGUUUUUAUUAUGACUAUGGUUGUUGUUAUUAUUGUUGUCCUAAGUGUAGUUGUGAAUUAUAUUAUUACGCAUUGCCAUACCGAGCCCUGCUGGGCAGAGGCAUCGCUUGGCAACUAACAAAAUGGCCGCCGUUGGCGUUCUGUCAUUGUGUGGUGAAAUUGGUCUGCACAGAGAGGGGGUACUUUUUGAUAAACAGCCGUUUCUAUUCCCCCUAUUCUUUGGCAUAUCAAACACAAUUAAACAAUACUAUUUAUGAAUGAUUUUUGAUGGUGCUCAAUGUUUUCUUGUCUUACGCAAGUAAAAAAUGAAGUGGAAUUGGUUUAGUGAUAACAAUGAUAAUGGUAAUUAUAUUUAUAAUAAUAAUAACAUCAAUAAAAGGGAAUUUGAUUGUU